AUGUUGUGCGCAAUUAAAAUCAUAUCUUAUCGGUAUUCUUGCACAGAAGCUUCAACGUUACUGCGUGGGCGCCCACUUAACAUGGCAAUCCGAAAAAUAACUACUGAAAGGAUCCCUGGCCCUCCCAAGUUGCCAAGAGAAGAGCAGGAAGAGUUUGAAAGACUGCAGAAGAUCGCCACAUCACAAGAAGCAAUAGACCAGUAUAAUGCACGGGCCACGGGCGAUCAUACAAAGGAAAGUUUGAACUCACCACUUUUGACCAAAAACGAUAUCGGAUCAUUCUCGCCUGAGUUUUCCAAGACUAUACCUGAAUUUGAAGGCGAUGUUAACCCCAAGACUGGUGAAAUUGGAGGGCCCAAGCAGGACCCGUUGAGGCAUGGCGAUUAUUCGUUUAACGGAAGAGUCACAGAUUUCUAG
This is a messenger RNA of Saccharomyces paradoxus, 417 nucleotides long. It is a transcript of the gene SDH8, whose product is annotated as Sdh8p. Bases 1 to 417 code for a protein of 138 amino acids. The record is from RefSeq and is a predicted model, not a curated record. Gene Ontology annotation, biological process: mitochondrial respiratory chain complex II assembly. Lineage: Eukaryota; Fungi; Ascomycota; Saccharomycetes; Saccharomycetales; Saccharomycetaceae. Gene Ontology annotation, cellular component: mitochondrion. The transcript has a single exon.